Molecule: messenger RNA, 1269 nt
Organism: Dentiscutata erythropus
Lineage: Eukaryota; Fungi; Glomeromycota; Glomeromycetes; Diversisporales; Gigasporaceae
Source: the annotation of a GenBank genome assembly
GAUGAAAAUUAUUCAAAGGACACUCCAUCCGAAUUAUAUAUUAAACAUUUUAAGGUUGCUGGUCAAGGCACCGUUGGGUUGCAAUUUCAUGCCAAAGAAAGAUUUCAAAUUGUACUAAAUUGUGAUAAAAAAUCAUCAUGCGGCGAAAAAGAUGUAAUAGUCUUGGAUGUGGGAAAAGAAGUCACCUAUUUCCGAAAGCGCAAUAAUAAUGAUGAAAGUAGUAUUUUAAAGAGUACAGUGGAACGAAAAGCUCUUCUAGAUGAUAAAAAAGUUCAGCUUUAUUGGCUUAGUCUUGACAAGAAAAACCGUCGUUUGCGUUAUGGAAAGGGACCUAUGCAAAACCAAUUAACUGUCUUUUCCUAUGAUUUUCCGCAAAAAGUCCCUCAAAAAAAGUCACAAGAAAUCGAAGAUUACAAAUGGAUUGAAAAUUUAAAAUAUAUCGCAGUCUGCUGUAAAUCAAUCAGUAAAGAUGAUUUCGAGGGAGAGAAGCCAACAAUUAAGGUGUUAUUUUGGAGGCUUCCGGUUACUAUGGACUUGCCACCUUUUAUCAUCAGGCACGAAGAUGCAACCCUUGAAGAACUAGAAACGGGGAAAGUUACCGUUAUUGACAAUCUUCCAAAAAAAUGCCAAGAACUUUAUUGGAAUGUUGUUGAUAUCACCCUUAACACUCCUGAUUUCCCUGAUUUUGCCGAUGCUAUUGAUCAUAGCAUCAAGACACCAGGCCUAAUCUGCAAUAAAAAGCUUAAAGAAAAAGCAUCUGGAUUUGGCGAUCCCAAUCCCAAGGCAACAUAUCUUCGCAUCACGUUAGGAGAAGAUAAAGGGAACUCUCCUGGAGUUCCUUACGUCUUGGAAAUCUGGCCUAGUGGACACUAUUCUCCUAUUCACAGUCACUCCAACUCCUUCGCCGUCAUCAAGGUCCUAUAUAAUGAAAUCGUUACUCGAUACUUCGCGGGGCUGGAUCCUGAAGAAAAAAAAUGGUACUAUCAGGUUUCCUUUCAAGAGGGUGAAAUUACAUGGAUUUCAGAUAAAUUUUACCAAACUCACCAACUUGUGAACCGGACCAGAAAAAUGUGCGCCACGAUACAAUGUUAUCAAUAUAGAAAUAGUGAUAACGACCAUUACGAAUUUUUUGACUAUAUCGAUAAGAAGGAUGGCAUUAAGCAUUUCAAGCCUAAUUCUGACUGGCACUUUACUGAAUUCAAAAACUUGAUUAAAGAGGAAUGGAAACAGUACAAGUAUAUAUCUGAUUGUGAUUUGUCAGUGAGAUAA